AUGAAAAUACUUGUUUUUAUCGAGAGCCUCCUUUUCAAACCAGUAUUUUCGUCGCAAACAUCGACUCUUGCGACUAUAACUCAAGAAUAUAUUCCUUGUGAAAGAGAAGACAUCUUCGAACUUGAAUGCGGGCAAGAUGAAUUCAGAAUAUCAUUAAAUCCGCGUUGUUAUAAUUUUCAAUUCGGAAGCAAUUAUUUAUCGGUCCAAUUUUUCGGCGAGUUUGACAAUUCCACAACUUUUUCUCUUCAAAAUUGCGCUGAAUAUUUCACCGAAGAUGGAAUUAUUCUGCCGUUCGAAGAGUGCGGAUCGUACUUGGAAGUGCAGCCUGGUUUUUGGGACAGAUUUAGCUAUCGAUGGAAGUUAAAUGCCUUGAUAGAACAUUUAUAUGUCAAUGAGACUGGAGAAUAUUCAAAAUUAAAAGAAAAGGAAGAAACUGCUGCAUUAGAAUUUGAAUGCAGUUUCCAGAACGGGGACCUGUUGAACUCAACAAUCGCGCUGGACACAACUGCAAUCACGGUCUCGUCAAAUUCCUCUCAAUCAAGAUCAUUUUUCGACCUUCAAAUCUGCUCUCUUGAAAUCACUGGUGCCUGCGAUCAUUCGAACUUUAAAAACUUGAAUCUUGGUCAACUUAUGCUUAUCAAGCCGGAAAAACUCGUCGACUCUCUCGACUAUCGAAUUGAAUCCCUUACCGCAAGUUCUGGCGAUUUAUCAAGCUCCGUUUCCUUAAUUGAAAACGGAUGCGCACUGCAAGAAGUUGAAGAAAUUGUCACAAUUGAUGAGGAAGCAAAAACGAUUAUUCUGAAAAGUUUUUCCUUCGCCAAUUCGAAAACAGUCAUUUUCGAAGUAUCUGUUGGAGCGUGCAGCAAAAAUGACGAGAUCUUUUGCCAGGCAAAAUCUGAUUGCCAGAAUCAAAUUGGGAAUAAAGAGCUGUUGACGACCCGGAAAGCCAUCUUCAUAGGGGACGAAAAUUUGGAAAAAUAUUCAAAAAGCAUAAAACCCGACGUAAACACGAUGAGUAAAAUGACUUCCGAUGGGAAAGUCGGACUCGUCAAAAAUGGGGAAGUCAGUCGGGUCGUGGUCUUCGCCUGA
Oikopleura dioica is the source of this 1089-nucleotide messenger RNA. The record is from the annotation of a GenBank genome assembly. NCBI's taxonomy places the organism in Eukaryota, Metazoa, Chordata, Appendicularia, Copelata, Oikopleuridae.